AUGGACGCCCUCGGAGGACACUGGACCCUUGGCUUUGCUGCAGUUUCUUCUGCCACCUGGUGCCCACGGCUUCAGGCUCCAUCUGUUUGUCCAGGACAGGGCAAGCAGAGCCCAGGACGUGCCCAAGAGCUGAGGGUCAGGGUGAGAGGUCCAGGGGGAGCUUCUUCUGUGCCUCUCAAACAAGCGGAGGUUAAACUGGGUCACUCCCAUGGGGGGCUUUGCCCAGGGAGGGUAAGUGAGGCGAGGGGACUGAGAUGCAGCCGCGUGUUCGGGGUGGCCCUGCCGCCCGGGUGGGCACAUGGCCGGGGCACAGCUCCAAGAGGAUCCUGUGCAGGCGGGUGACUCAGGGUCUUGUGGCACGGCCACGUCACAGCGUGAAAUUGCUCCUCCCGGGCAUGUCAGGCGGGGCUGGGGACAGGACUUGGGGGGGUGCGGUUCCCCUCCCACCCUCCAGCCCAUAAACCUGGCGGGUGGCAGCCCUGCGCCGAGGCGGCUUCUUCCCGGCACCGACCAUGAUGCUUGGGACCAUGGGCCAACUGUGGCUCUGGCUUGCCAUCCUGGCCAGGCUCUCGGGGAUUGUGGCCCAGGAAGACCUGUACCGAAAGGUGUUCGUCUUCCGCAAUGACCCCAGCGACGCCUACGUGGUGCUGAGGGUGAAGCCAGAGCAGCCGCUGCAGAACUUCACCGUGUGCCUGCGGUCCUACACCGACCUGACGCGGCCCCACAGCCUCUUCUCCUAUGCCACCAAGGCGCAGGACAACGAGAUCCUCCUCUUCAAGCCCAAGCCCAGCGAGUAUCGGCUCUAUGUGGGGGGCAAGUUUGUGACUUUCCGGGUCCCCGAGGGCCGCGGAGACUGGGAGCACGUCUGCGCCAGCUGGGAAUCAGCCACCGGCAUCGCUGAGUUCUGGCUCAACGGGAAGCCCUGGCCCCGCAAGGGGCUGCAGAGGGGCUACACGGUGGGGGCGGAGGCAGCCAUCCUGCUGGGGCAGGAGCAGGACGCCUUCGGGGGCGGCUUCGACGUCUAUAACUCCUUCUCGGGCGAGCUGGCCGAUGUCUACCUGUGGGACGUAGGGCUGUCCCCAGACAAGAUGAGAUCUGCCUACCAGUCCCUGCGGCUGCCGCCCGCCCUCCUGGCCUGGAAGAGCCUGAGCUUCGAGCUGAAAGGCGAUGUGGUGGUGAAGCCCCGGCUCCGGGAGGCGCUGGGGCCGUGACAGCCGGCCGGGCCUGGGGCUGGGGUGGCCUCAGACCCUGCUCUCCCCUCCCUAUCCCCAUCACCCCUCCACCUCUGCAACCUGCCAAGGAGAAGGUGCUGU
This is a messenger RNA of Calidris pugnax (ruff), 1313 nucleotides long. Its product is annotated as serum amyloid P-component-like. Gene Ontology annotation, molecular function: complement component C1q complex binding. The transcript has 2 exons. The record is from RefSeq and is a predicted model, not a curated record. Gene Ontology annotation, biological process: innate immune response. Lineage: Eukaryota; Metazoa; Chordata; Aves; Charadriiformes; Scolopacidae. The coding region runs from base 513 to 1211 and encodes 232 amino acids.